This is a messenger RNA of Chara braunii, 4518 nucleotides long. NCBI's taxonomy places the organism in Eukaryota, Viridiplantae, Streptophyta, Charophyceae, Charales, Characeae. The record is from the annotation of a GenBank genome assembly.
UCACGCAACAGGCUCACUUGGACUCUCGAAGACUGAUGUACAUGACUGUCAAUACCAUGGCCGACCCCUCUUCAUGCACCAGGGCCCCUUGAGGGCUCGUUCCUCACAAGAAGAAGAAGAAGAAGAAGAAGAAGAAGAAGAAGAAGAAGAAGAAGAAGAGGAGGAGGAGGAGGAGGAGGAGGAGGAGGAGGAGGAGGAGGAGGAGGAGGAGGAGGAGGAGGAGGAGGAUGAGGAGGAGGAGGAGGAGGAGGAGGAGGAGGAUGAAAAGGAGGAGGAGGAGGAAGAGGAUGACGAAGACGAGGAGGGGGACGACGAGGAGGAGGCUCUGCGUGAGGCGGAGGAGAACUUGAAGUCAGCCAUGGACCAGCUUCGUUCGAAGCAGGCACAGCUGGCCGCUGUCGAGGACCAGGUGGCCAUGCUCAGGAAGCAGCUCAGCGACGCAGAGGCGGAGUUGAAAUCUCUCAAGGAUCAGGCAGAGCUCACAAGCGGCAGGCUUACACGAGCUGGAAAACUCACCGCAGCAUUGGGUGAUGAGGAAGUGCGUUGGACGGAGACAGCGGCGUUGAUUUUAUCGAGGACCGAGCUGCUUGUUGGGGACGUGUUUCUUUCCUCCGCUUCCAUCAGUUACUGCGGCGCUUUCACUGGACCAUACAGGAAGACCAUGCUCGACCGUUGGAUUGCUCGCUGUCAGGAUCUGGCCAUCCCCGUUUCCAAGGAUGCUUCCCUUCGUGCCACACUGUCCAAUCCCGUGGAAGUCCGAGAAUGGAACAUCUGGGGCCUCCCCAGCGAUGACGUGUCCAUAGAUAACGGCAUCCUGGUGGCACGCGGCAAGCGCUGGCCGUUGAUGAUCGACCCGCAGGCUCAAGCCAACCGUUGGAUUAAAUCCAUGGAAGCCAAGAACGGGCUACGCAUCAUUCGUCUGAGCGACAACAAUUUCCUCCGCACCCUCGAGAACAGCAUACGCAUUGGCAAUCCCGUCAUCUUGGAGGACGUUGGAGAAGUCCUGGAUCCGGUGCUUGACCCCAUCCUCCAGAAGCAAAUCCAGAACAGAAAGGGUCGUCUUCUCAUUCGUGUAGGGGAUAACGACGUUGAUUACGAUCCGAGCUUCCGGUUCUACAUCACUACCAAAAUGUCCAAUCCUCACUACCUCCCAGAGACCUGCAUCAAGGUGACGAUCGUCAACUUCACGGUCACUAGCAUCGGAUUGGAAGAUCAAUUGCUGGGGGAUGUCGUGAGGAAGGAAAGGUCGGACCUUGAAGAGCAGAAAGAUCGGCUGGUGGUGAGCAUCAGUAAUGACAAGAAGCAGCUCAAGGAUCUGGAGGACAAGAUCUUGAAGUUAUUGAAGGAGAGCGAGGGGAACAUUCUAGACGACGAGGUGCUCAUCAACACUCUGAACAACUCCAAGCUCACAUCCGGAGUGAUCCAAGCUCGAGUGAAGGAGGCGGAGGUGACCGAGAAGGACAUCAACGAAGCCAGAGAGCAGUACAGAAUCGUGGCGAACAGGGGAUCUAUCCUCUAUUUUGUCAUCGCCGAUCUUGCCUUGAUUGAUUCCAUGUAUCAAUACUCGUUAUCCUACUUUGCUCAGCUGUUCAACUACUGCAUAGACGUGGCAGCGCAAUCGGAGGAUCUGGACAUGCGACUCAGCAACCUUAUCAACUACACGACGGAGUUCAUGUUCCUGAACGUCAGCCGAGGACUGUUCGAGGAGCACAAACUUCUCUUCUCCUUCUUGAUGGCCACCUCCAUUCUCCGCUCGUCGGGGGACAUAGGGGCCGAGGAGUGGUCCUUCUUCUUGAGAGGUGUGGCGGCUAGCAAAGUUACCGAUGAUCAGGGAGGCAGCGGUGCCGGCCGCGCCGCGCUCGCCGUGCAAGAGUCGGCCAAUCCUGUGUCGGCUUGGGCCAGCGACUCCGUGUGGGUCAAUCUGCGCGCACUGGAGAAAGCCAUACCCUCCUUUGUCGGGCUUUCCGCCGCUGUCUCUGCCAAUCAGGCUCAGUGGAAGGCAUUCGCCCAGUCACCGGAACCUCAUAACGCGCCCCUUCCAGGGGAGUACGGCCAGAGGGAGGUGGCGGCCACGGCCGCCGCCGAUGCCGAGGCUGCGGCUUUCGCCGCCGACGUUGCAGCUGCAGCUGUGGCCGCCGCUGCGGCUGCCGCCACCGCCGCCGCUGUAGCGCCUGCUGCUGCUGGGUCGCCCGACAUCCUCCAAGCCCCUGUUGACGACGACCACGACGCUGACCGCCAUCGCGAGCCCGAUCCGACCAAGAUAAAGAGGGUCCGCCGAAGCAGGAUGGGUUCCCUGAUCCAUCCGCAGAAGAGCAAGUGCUGUUUCCAGCGCCUGAACCUGGUCAAAGUCUUCCGCGAAGAGUGCUUGGGCUUCGCCUGCGCUCGCUUCGUCACCGACAUCCUGGGGCGGAGAUUCGCGGAGGUGGUGCCCUUCCAGCUGGACGACGUGUACAAGGACACGACCUGCACCAGCCCCAUCAUCUUCAUCCUGUCGUCGGGCGCCGACCCCACGGUCCUGUUGCAGAGGUUUGCCGAGAAGCUGGGUCGGCGACCGGGUGAGCAGCUGCACAUGAUCUCGCUUGGGCAAGGCCAAGGACCGGUUGCCGAGACGCUCAUCUCCAAGGCCUCCAAGCAAGGCGAUUGGGUCUGUCUCCAGAACUGCCACCUGGCAACCUCCUGGAUGGCCGUGCUAGAGCGCACGGUGGAGCGUUUCCAGGCUGAGAGUGCCGAGAUCCAUCCCGACUUCCGCCUCUGGUUGACCUCCAUGCCCAGUCCCGACUUUCCCAUCCCAGUUCUUCAGACGGGCGUCAAGAUCACCAACGAGCCCCCCAAGGGAGUGCGAGCCAAUCUUCUCCGCUCCUACUCCGGAUUCACCGACGCCUUCCUCGACAGCUGCUCCAAGAAAACCGUCUGGAAGAAGCUGGUCUUCGCCAUAUCCUUUUUCCAUGCCAUAGUCCAGGAGCGGCGAAAGUUUGGGCCUCUGGGCUGGAAUGUCCGCUACGAGUUCAACAGCUCGGACCUGGACUGUGCGCUUCAGCAGCUGCACAUGUUCCUUGAGGAGCAGCCGGAGAUCCCCUGGCCCGCUUUGCUCUAUGUGACUGGAGAGAUAACCUACGGCGGGCGGGUGACGGACUUCCUGGACCGCAGGUGCCUGGCCUCCAUCCUGAACCAGUACUACUGCCCCUUCGUCUUGGAAGAGGACUAUACCUUCACUCCAUCGGGGGUCUAUAGGGCCCCCCCUGAGGGGGGCCUCGAGUCCUACGUCGAGUACAUCAAGUCCUUGCCGCUGACCGAGGACCCUUCCGUGUUCGGCAUGCAUGACAACGCUGCCAUCACCUUCCAGACGCAAGAGACGACCAGGUUCAUAGAGACAAUCCUCAACAUACAGCCACGGCAAGCCGCCACGACAGCCAAGGGGGCCCCGUCGCAGGAUGACCUGGUGCUCAAUCUGGCCGACGACAUCUUGAAGGGCCUUCCCCAACUGCUAGUCCGGGACGAAGAGUCGGCCGCUUCGUCCGCCUUCCUCCCCGAUGCCAACGGACGACUGCCAUCUCUGUCUGUGGUCCUCCUCCACGAGGCUGAAAGGUUCAACCGCCUCUUGAAUAGGGUGGGGUCAACGUUAAAGGAGCUCCAGAGAGCCAUCAAGGGGUUGGUCGUGAUGUCCUCAGACUUGGAACGAAUGUUCAGCAGCCUGUUGAACAACCAGAUCCCGGCUCUAUGGACCCAGGUGGCUUAUCCCUCCCUAAAGCCCCUAGCCAGCUGGGUGAAGGAUUUCCAAGCUAGGAUAGAGUUCAUGCAUACAUGGAUGCGUAAGGGCCAACCCAGCUGUUUCUGGCUUCCGGGGUUCUUUUUCCCCCAAGGGUUCAUGACCGGGGUCUUGCAGACACAUGCAAGGAAGUACUCUGUACCUAUAGACACCCUUAGCUUUCGGUUUGAAGUCCAGGAUGUGUACGAGGCAGAGGAGGUGCAAAUGCCCCCAGAGGAUGGGGUAUAUAUCAAUGGGUUGUUCCUAGAUGGGGGGUUCUGGGACCAGCGAUAUCGGGCACUCACGGAGGCCCGACCGGGCAUCAUGUACUCACCGCUGCCGGUCGUGCACUUCGACCCCGUCGUGCAGUACAAGACAGACAACACGAAUUUCAUGAAAGAUUAUGAGUGCCCGCUGUAUAAAACGGCAGUGCGAGCAGGAGUGCUCACCACCACCGGUGCUUCAUCCAACUACAUCCUCAACGUCAGCCUGCCCAUCCGAUCAGAUACAACACCCGAUUUCUGGAUUCUGCAGGGGGUUGCUCUUCUUUGUCAGCUCAGCAAGUGAAACUGUGCCACAUGAUCAGGUUGAAGUGAAAAAGGAGUGGCAGCUGCUCAGCAAGGAGUCCAACUACGGCCAGCUGCUGAGCAAGAAGUCCAACUAGUGCCAGCUGCUCAGCAACUGAAACUGCCCAUCCUACACCUGAUUCCUGCAUCCUGCACGGGGUUGCUCUUCUUUUCCAGCUCAGCAAGUGAUAAAACUGUGCCAGCGAA